GGUCUUGGCUUGCUAGUGAUGGACAGCACCUCUUCCCCUUCCCCUUUCUCUGCCAGCUGCCCCACGGAGCAGCCUGAGAACACCACUGACCAUGACUACUACUCCAGCCUCCAGAAGACCAUGCACAUCCUGUCCAUGGUGGUGUACAGCAUCGCCUGUUUGCUGGGAGUCACAGGGAACGGCCUCGUCAUUUGGAUUGCAGGCUUCAAGAUGAAGAAGACAGUGAAUUCCAUCUGGUUCCUCAACCUGGCCAUAGCUGACUUCAUCUUUACCUUUUUCCUGCCCCUCAGCAUCGCCUACACCGCCCUGGGCUUCCACUGGCCUUUUGGGAAGCUCCUGUGCAAGCUGAACAGCACCAUCGCCUUCCUCAACAUGUUUGCCAGCGUCUUCCUCCUGACGGUCAUCAGCAUUGACCGCUGCGUUUCCGUGGCCUUUCCCGUCUGGUCUCACAACCGCAGGAGCCCGGAGCUGGCAGCCAGGAUUGCACUGGGGACCUGGGUCCUGGCUGUCCUGCUCAGCUCCCCGUACCUCAUCUUUCGGGACACUGUGGUCAGUUCCAGGAAUGUCACCAGCUGUUACAAUAAUUUUGCGCUGUCCGAUGAUUACACGUCCGAGGCAACGCGCAGGCUGUGGAGGAUGCGGCACAAAGCCAUGAUCAUCACGAGAUUCUUAUGUGGGUUCCUCAUCCCCUUCAUGGUGAUUCUCAUCUGCUACAGCGUCGUGGCUGUCAAGCUGAAAAGAAGGCAGCUGGCCAACUCUGCAAAGCCCUACAGAAUCAUCAUUGCUGUCACAGUGUCGUUUUUCCUCUGUUAUUUCCCCUAUCAUGUCUUCUCCUUGCUGGAAAUAUCCAAAAACUCUUCCAGCCAUGAGAUGAAACUGGCCCUUUACAUAGGGAUCCCCUUGGUUUCCAGCCUUGCUUUCUUCAACAGCUGCAUCAACCCCAUCCUGUAUGUCUUUGUGGGGCCAGAUUUCAAGGAGAAGUUUCGCCAGUCCAUCCUGUCCACGUUUGAAGGGGCCUUCAGCGAGGAGUCAGUCCUGGGCAGCCUGACCAGCCGGCGCAAGUCCAGGUCUGCUUCGGAAGUAGAGGUCCCAAGGGUCUGAGCAGGUGCUGGUGUGGAAGGGGCCGUUCUUUUCUCUGCAAUUUCCCUCAUUUCAGAGCUCAAAUCAUGGGACUGGGGACAGUGAAGGGCUGCACUUGCUAGCAAGGUGUGGUUUUGUGUUUUGGAGGUAUCUCAAAUAUGCUAUGAUUUAACACAGUGGGAACGGAAGAACUCUCUGGAGCUGCAGCAAGGUGGGUCAAAGUAGCAGCAUUUUAAUCCUUGUGCUUUUUGACUCGUUUAUGGAGCCUUUAUAGAAAGAGGAUUAAAUGCAAUGGUUGUAUGUAUUUUUGUAGGGAAUGGAAUAGUGAGUAAGACACUCAUCUUUUCUCUCCUCAUGCAGGACAAAUCAGUGGUUGUGCUGCUGUUACUCAGAUUUGAU
This is a messenger RNA of Sturnus vulgaris (Common starling), 1479 nucleotides long. RefSeq names its product chemerin-like receptor 1. Gene Ontology annotation, cellular component: plasma membrane. Gene Ontology annotation, biological process: phospholipase C-activating G protein-coupled receptor signaling pathway; complement receptor mediated signaling pathway; positive regulation of cytosolic calcium ion concentration. Gene Ontology annotation, molecular function: G protein-coupled receptor activity; complement receptor activity. The record is from RefSeq and is a predicted model, not a curated record. NCBI's taxonomy places the organism in Eukaryota, Metazoa, Chordata, Aves, Passeriformes, Sturnidae.